Molecule: messenger RNA, 5292 nt
Organism: Scophthalmus maximus (turbot)
Lineage: Eukaryota; Metazoa; Chordata; Actinopteri; Pleuronectiformes; Scophthalmidae
Gene: smarcc2
Product: SWI/SNF related, matrix associated, actin dependent regulator of chromatin, subfamily c, member 2
Exons: 26
Coding region: 45-3239 (1064 amino acids)
Biological process (GO): positive regulation of DNA-templated transcription
Cellular component (GO): npBAF complex; nBAF complex; SWI/SNF complex
Molecular function (GO): histone binding; nucleosomal DNA binding
Source: RefSeq, a predicted model, not a curated record
CCGCUGGGUGGCAGGCGACGUCGACUGGUUGUCUGCAAGCAAAGAUGGCGGUGCGGAAGAAAGACGGCGGCCCGAAUGUAAAAUAUUUCGAAGCGUCUGAUACCGUCUCUCAGUUUGAUAAUGUCCGCGUCUGGCUGGGAAAGAAUUACAAAAAGUACAUCCAGGCCGAGCCCCCGACCAACAAGUCUCUGUCCAGCCUGGUGGUCCAGCUGCUCCAGUUCCAGGAGGAGGUGUUCGGUCGACAUGUCAGCAACCCUCCGCUCACCAAACUGCCUAUGAAGUGUUUCCUGGACUUCAAGUCAGGGGGGGCUCUCUGUCACAUCCUGGCUGCUGCCUACAAGUUCAAGAGUGACCAAGGAUGGCGCAGGUUUGACUUCCAGAAUCCGUCUAGGAUGGACCGAAAUGUGGAGAUGUUCAUGACCAUCGAGAAGUCGUUAGUGCAGAACAACUGCCUGACUAGGCCUGUCAUCUACCUGAGCCCUGACAUAGAACCAAAACUGCUUGGGAAACUGAAAGACAUCAUCAAACGACAUCAGGGUUCAGUGACUGAGGACAAGGCCUCCAGCUCCCACGUUGUCGUGCCUAUUCCUAACAGUCUGGAGGAAGAGGAGUGGGUGCGUCCCGUGAUGAAGAGAGAUAAGCAAGUGCUGCUCCACUGGGGAUAUUUCCCCGACAGCUAUGACACCUGGAUCCCAGCCAGUGAGAUUGAGGCUGGGGUGGAGGAUGCUCCGAGCCCAGAAAAACCCAGGAAGGUUCAUGCCAAGUGGAUUUUAGACCUGGACCAGUAUAACGAGUGGAUGAAUGAAGAGGACUACGAAGUGGGUGAGGGCUGCCCUAAGAGGAAGAGGAUCUCUGCCAAGACCCUGACAGAUGAGGUGACAACACCCGACGAGAGGCGGGACAAGAAGCCCGGCAGUGCCAAGAAGAGGAAGCGCUCACCGUCGCCCUCCCCCACCCCUCCAACCCAGGAGAGCAAGAAGAAGAACACCAAGAAAGGGCCAACAACCCCGUACACCAAGUCUAAACGGGGCCAGAGGGAGGAAGAACAGGAGGAGCCCAGUAAGGACUUAGAUGAAGCGUCUCCUGUUCCAGCAUCUGAAGAGGGAAACCCAGCUAAGACAAAUAACACUAAGAAAGACUCUGAUUCAACUCCAGUCAAGGGAGGAACAGAUUUGGAUGAGCAAGAAGACGAGUCCAUGGAAACAACAGGGAAGGAGGAGGAAGAAGGCUCUCCGAGUGUGAAGGGUGAACCAGUGAAAGGCUCAGACCUUCACGAGGACAAUGUGACUGAGCAAACCCACCACAUCAUCAUCCCGAGCUAUGCUGCCUGGUUUGACUACAACAGUGUUCAUGCCAUUGAGCGCAGAGCCCUGCCAGAGUUUUUCAAUGGAAAGAACAAAUCAAAAACCCCUGAGAUUUACCUGGCAUACAGGAACUUCAUGAUCGACACCUAUCGACUGAACCCUCAGGAGUACCUCACCUCCACUGCCUGCCGCAGGAACUUGGCUGGAGAUGUGUGUGCAAUCAUGAGAGUUCACGCCUUCCUGGAGCAGUGGGGUCUGAUCAACUACCAGGUGGACUCUGAGAGUCGACCAACACCCAUGGGUCCUCCACCCACCUCUCACUUCCAUGUCCUGGCAGACACUCCAUCAAGUCUGGUGCCCCUGCAGCCUAAGACCGCCCAGACUCCUGCCACCCAGCAGAUGAUGUCAUUCCCAGAUAAAGUGAAAGAUAAACCAGCAGAUCUGCAAAACUUUGGGCUGCGGACGGACAUGUACAGCAAGAAGAAUGCCUCUGCAAAGAGCAAGAGUGCAGCAAGCUCCAUGAGGGAGUGGACAGAACAAGAAACACUACUACUACUUGAGGGCUUGGAGAUGUACAAGGACGACUGGAACAAAGUGUCAGAACAUGUGGGCAGCCGUACGCAGGAUGAGUGUAUCCUGCACUUCCUGCGGCUGCCCAUUGAAGACCCCUACUUGGAGGACAGCUCCUCGACCCUGGGACCACUGGCCUUCCAGCCCAUACCUUUCAGCCAGGCAGGAAACCCUGUCAUGAGCACUGUGGCCUUCCUCGCGUCAGUAGUAGACCCACGUGUGGCCUCGGCUGCAGCUAAAUCUGCUCUCGAGGAGUUUUCUCGUAUGAAAGAGGAGGUACCUGCUGCCCUGGUCGAGGCUCAUGUGCGGCGGGUGGAGGAGGCAGCCAGAGUGAGCGGCCGCCAGGACCCUCUGUACGGCCUGGAGGGUAGUGGCAUUGCAGGCACUGGCCUGGAGGAGGGAGACAGACCUGAGGAAAGCACUGAUGAAAGCAAGAGUGAGAGCCAGUCAAGUGAAGAGAAGAGAGAGGCCAAGGAAAGCAAAGAUGGAGCGAUUGAGGAAGAGGAAAAGCAGGCAGAAAAUGGAAAGAAGGAGGAAGAGAGAGGAAGAGAACCUGAAGGAGAGAGGGAGGCAGACAAAACAGAGUCCGAUCUUGGUGACGGCGAGAAGGAGAAGGAGGGAAAAGAGGGAACAGAGGAAGGACAAAGAGAAGGAGAGAGUGAGGGAGAAAGGAAGGCCAAGGUAGAGCGUGAAGUUGGAGAGGGGAACCUGGCCACUGCUGCUGCAUCUGCUCUCGCUGCCGCUGCCGUGAAAGCUAAGCACCUGGCUGCAGUGGAAGAGAGGAAGAUCAAAUCUCUUGUGGCUCUGCUGGUGGAAACUCAAAUGAAGAAGCUGGAGAUUAAACUGCGACACUUUGAAGAACUGGAAACCAUCAUGGACAGAGAGAGGGAGGCUUUGGAGUACCAGCGGCAGCAGCUGCUGGCUGACCGUCAAUCCUUCCACAUGGAGCAGUUGAAGUAUGCUGAGAUGAGGGCUCGCCAGCAGCACUUCCAGCAGAUUCAGCACCAGCAGCACAGCCAAGCCGGGGGCCCUCAUGCCAACCAGCCGGCCCCAGGCCUCCCGCCUCAGGCCGUGGCAGCGAGUCAGCAGGCUCCUAGCACACCAGCACCGCAGCCGGCUGCCAGCCCCGCCCCUCCGGCCUCUUCUGUCCCGGCUCCUGAGUCCCAGCCCCCUCAGGGAGCUCACACCUCGCCCCCCUGCCCCCCAAGCCAGACCCCGGCGACCCACUCCAACUCCAACUCCAACUCCAACUCCAACUCCAACUCCAACUCCAACUCCAGCACUACACCUGUUCUUCAUGAGCCCAACGCCCCCGUCUCCGGGGAAACACUCCACCCUGCAGCUCCAGUCCCUCCACCACAGUGAGAGAUCAAUACAUUUCCUAAGAAUCCGAAUGACUCUGACCACUUUGAAUCCUGCCUGUAUCAUCUGAAAUGAAGACGUCAUAAACUCAAGGAAGAGAACACAUUUUACUUUUUCAGCUUUGGUUUGUUUUUCCAGCAAGACAAUUGAUGUGAGAAAGAAAAACAUUAACGUCUUAAUCAAAUCAUCUCUACUUCGAAAAAAAAAAAAAGUCUGUUUCAAAUUGAAUGGCCCAAUGAAGAACAUUUGAUUUUCAUACUCUGUUCAUCCUGUGGUCGAAUGGACAGCAACAUUUCACUUCAUUAUAUUGAGCUUGACACCAGAGAUCUGGUGAAUGAAGAAGGUCUGACCAACAUGCUGGCACUCCAGGAGAAGAAGAGAAAAGACUCAUCUUGUGUUAUCAGUGUUUUGGAAGUUGUUGCAUUUAUUUUCCUGCAACAUUCUGUCACAGCUUAUGAAGUCUCAGGCUUCAUAAUCUCUCCACAGUUCCCCCCUUAUACUGAAGGUACUAAUUGAAAUAUAUGUAAGAAGAAAAUGCACUUUUAAUAUGUUUCCCCAGGUCUAGCUGAAAGACUUGAAGCAUCCAUGAAAUUGAACUUAAGCACUUACAUCGUCCUUAGAUACUUUUUCAUACUGAAGGUUUUGGAAACUUGAUUGGGAAUAUUGCCUUUUCCUCUCUAAUUUUUUAUUUGUAUUACAUGGACAAAGGUCACUCCACAAGGUCUGGCCUGAAGGUCGCAUGUCUAAAAAUCAGUGUCUCUUUCCAGAGUCAGUAAUGAAUGAAAAACGUUCAAGCCAGUUUGACAUUACUUUGAGUUUGUUUGGAUGCAGUUGAAGAGUAUGAAUUGUAAACUGGAGCUUCUGUUACAAACACUUUGUUGUUCCCCUGCAAUGAAAAAUAUGGGAGCUAUUUGAGAGUACUGACAGUAUUAUUCGUUUUAGUUAUCGUCCCCUUUCCAACAGCACUUACUGUCGUGUCAGUGAGGCGCUUCAGUUUUGCAAAUCUAGAUGAACUCAAAGCAUCCAGGUUGCAGUUCAGUGAGGAAUGUAGUUUUGUUCAGGAGAUACGACUGACGAAGGCAGUCUGGGAAUAAUAAUUCUAUCAGCGUCAACAAAUAUGUUUUUUUUAUAAUUUGACUUUGUCUUAAUUGCUAAACCAAAAUGUUUUUAUAGUCAUGUCUAUCUCACAUGUGGCUGCUCGGGAAAUGAAGAGGUUGCUGUUUUUUUGGUUUCACAGCUUGUUUUUUUCGCUGGUGCAUUUUGAGUUACAAAUUGAAGAAAUGUUAACGCUGUCAAAAAAAAACAAGGGAGCUCGCACCUUAAACGGCUUACAAUGGAGAAUUAUGUCCUUAAUAUCUGCAACAAUAUCCUCACUUUUUAACCUAUAAAUUUUUUUAUAUUUCUUACUGUUCAUUUUUCAUCUUCUUUCUUUUACAUUGUAACUGUAUAUUAUUACCUUUGUAGCCUAUAUUUACCCUCUCCACUGUUGUGUAUGGUUCAGAUUCAAACAGGUCUGCUGGGUCUGUCUGAGAUAUGACUGUGAGCAUGAAUGUAUGUGAACUUAUGCCAUUAAGUUCUGUAAACCAUAUUACCAUUCAGUUUUAUUUUCAGUGCCAUUCAUUGUCACCGAGUUUGAAAAAAGAGACGAAAAAAAGAAACUAUUUCAUUCUGCACGUGGGAACCUCACGUCAGUGUCAUGAAAUAUAAUCCAGUCAGGAGGUGAAACUUUACAGUUUAUGUCCAUCAAGCCAGUAUUGCAGUCCUCACCACAGCUGUGAGCAUAAAUGGACUUCUUUUAUCUGUGUUAUUACUACAUUGUGUGGAUCUUGUGAUAUGAGUGUCCGUUCAGUUUCUGUAUGUUUUUCACUAUGCUGAAGGUAGCAGCAAUUGCAUUGAUUAUUAUAUCGUAGAAACCGAUUUUUCCUCAGUAAAUCAUCACAUUAGUGCUGACAGUUACUCUGGCAGUAGGUAUGGGAGAGAGAAAAAAUGACAGAACAAAAGCGGUUCAGGUUUUAAUUACAAAAUGUUGGGGGUUAAAAUAAAGAUGUGAAGAGGA